Messenger RNA from Camellia sinensis, 691 nucleotides. The record is from RefSeq and is a predicted model, not a curated record. NCBI's taxonomy places the organism in Eukaryota, Viridiplantae, Streptophyta, Magnoliopsida, Ericales, Theaceae.
UCUCAUCAUCCCUUUAAAUAGCAAAGUGAGUUGUUAUUUAUUAGUGUGUUGCAGAGUACCUUUUGUUUGUGUGAGGGGUAGAAAUGGCAUACUCCAAAACGUUUCUUCUUGUUGGACUUGUGUUGGCUGUCCUUCUACUCAUCUCCUCUGAGGUUUCAGCCAGAGAGCUAGCUGAAACUCAGAAAAAUAUGCAGUUGAAAAGUGUGGAAGAAGCCAAGUAUGGUGGUCACGGCUAUGGCUACGAGCAUGGCCAUGAACAUGAUCAUGAACAUGAACAUGAUCAUGGACACGGGCACCCUGGCCAUGGUGGGCAUCCUGGACAUGAUGGUGAGGAAAACAUGCAAAUGAAAAGUGUGGAAGAUGCCACGUUUGGCGGUCAUGGCCAUGGCUACGAACAUGGCCAUGGACACGAACAUGGACACGAAUAUGGACAUGGGCACCCUGGACAUGGUGGUCACCCUGGACAUGGUGCUGAUGAGACAAAAGAGGCGGAAAUUACGUCUAAUAAGAAUUAGAUGACCUUUGUAAAUCGUAUGCAUGUUUUGUGUGGGCAAAUAAAAUAAAUAUGUAAUGUAUGUAUGUUUUUAAUGUGGAAUAAAACAUGGUGUUAGCAUGUGCCACAGUGUAUUAGUCGUGUAAUAUCAUUAUCAAGACUUUCUUGUCUAUCUUCUAUCUAUUUGCUUUCUAUGUA